Molecule: messenger RNA, 825 nt
Organism: Camelina sativa (false flax)
Lineage: Eukaryota; Viridiplantae; Streptophyta; Magnoliopsida; Brassicales; Brassicaceae
Source: RefSeq, a predicted model, not a curated record
AUGUUGGCUAGGGUUUGUAGUAGAUCGGAAUCUUCUGCUACUGCUUAUGCGAGAUUGUUCAGUACGAGAUUGGGUAAUCGUCGCGGCGGCGCCAAGAAAAGUAGUAAGGUUGAGAAGAGUAAGCCUUCUUUGAGCGGAGGAACAUUUGGAGGGGAGAGUUUGAAAUUGAGGAGUGGGUCUCAUUAUAUCAAAUGCUUAGACGAUGCCAUUGAUUUGUUUGAUGAUAUGGUUCGAUCUCAUCCCUUUCCUUCCCCAAUUGAUUUCAGUAAAGUAAUUGGUGUCGUCGUGAAGAUGGAACGGCCCGAUGUUGCGAUUUCUCUCUAUCAGAAGAUGGGAAUGCGGCGGAUUCCUUUUGAUAUCUACAGCUUCAAUAUUUUGAUGAAAUGUUUCUGCGACUGCCACAAGUUGUCAUUUGCUUUGUCUACUUUUGGAAAGAUCACUAAACUUGGUUUCCAUCCUGAUGUUGUUACGUUUAACACGCUGCUCCACGGGUUAUGCCUCCAAGAUAGGAUCUCUGAAGCCGUAGCUUUAUUUGAUCAUAUGGUUGAAACAAGAUUCACACCCAGUGUUGUUACGUUUAACACGCUAAUCCACGGGUUAUGCCUUCAAGAUAGGAUCUCUGAAGCCGUGGCUUUAUAUGAUCAUAUGGUUGAAACAAGAUUAACACCCGAUGUCGUGACCUUCAACAUACUCAUGAACGGUCUUUGUAUGGAGGGUCGAGUUCUCGAAGCAACGGCUCUGCUUGAUCGGAUGGUUGAAGAAGGUCAUGAACCUAACGAGGUCACUUACGGAACAAUUGUAAACGGAUUGUGUAUGAUGGAAUAG